CCAACCAAUUCUUUAUUCAUUUCCCACUUCUCAAUCUUCUUGCUAUAUUCACGUAACUCCAUCUAUAAAUAGACAUACAUCUCAAGGCUUAUCCUUGCUCAUACAUACACAUCUCCAAAUUAAAACCACUCUAAUUUAGAAAUCAAAUCUUGCUUGUUCAAAUUAACUACCAAUAAUAUGGCAAAGUUGAAGCCGUGUACUCUUCUUGCUUUUCUCUUUGUAUCAACGCUAGCAACGGUCUCCCAAAGCCGAGUCGCGAGGAAAGAUCUUGGUUUGGACUUGGGAGGCUUAGGCGGCGGGGGCUUGGGAGUCGGCCUCGGAGUCGGGGUCGGCAUUGGUUUGGGAGGCGGUGGUAGUGGCUCCGGAGCCGGGGCUGGCUCUGGAGCUGGCUCCGGUGGGGGUGGAAGCUCUAGCUCGAGUUCGAGCUCGAGUUCUUCGAGCUCCAGCUCGAGUGGAGGUGGCGGUGGAGGUGCGGGCUCCGAAGCUGGCUCAUCUGCUGGCUCGUCUGCCGGGUCACGAGCUGGAUCGGGUUCAGGUGGUGCUGGUUCAGAAGCAGGGUCGUCUGCCGGGUCAAGGGCUGGAUCAAGGGCCGGGUCGGGUGGCAACCAUUGAUAAGGGUUUUGCAUGUGAUUUAUGGAAAAUAAUUCCAUUGGAGCAUAUAUGGAAAAAUUAGGUUAUAACCAUAAGAUGUGUGUGUGUGUGUGUGUGUGUGAAAAAGUAAAGUAAAAUAAUAAGCUAGUAAUGAUCGUGGUAUCAUACAUGGUUUCUGUUAAUGUUGUUGUUUUUAUAUUUUACUCGUGUUUAUUGGUGUUUGUUGUAAUAUGGUCAAAAUGGACUCCAAUAAUGUGUUAGCGUAUGAUUGUAAAAGAUGUAGCCUUGAUUUUCCAUGUAUUACUAAUAUUAUUUUCUUUUGGUAA
This is a messenger RNA of Salvia hispanica, 917 nucleotides long. RefSeq lists its product as uncharacterized. Lineage: Eukaryota; Viridiplantae; Streptophyta; Magnoliopsida; Lamiales; Lamiaceae. The record is from RefSeq and is a predicted model, not a curated record.